This is a messenger RNA of Thlaspi arvense, 1621 nucleotides long. The record is from the annotation of a GenBank genome assembly. Lineage: Eukaryota; Viridiplantae; Streptophyta; Magnoliopsida; Brassicales; Brassicaceae.
UCGGCGGGAAAAUCGUCGAGUUUUACUAUUCCUUCCUUAAUUUUCCCUCAAAAUUAUCAAAAUCCCCAAAUUCUCUCUGCCGUUAGGGUUUUCAAUUUUGGUUUUCUUCCUUCACUUGUUCUUCUUUCGCUUCUACUUUUUCAUUCGUGGAUAAUUGUGAAAUCAACAUGAGGAGGACGGUGAAGCGAGAAUCGAGAGCAACCGGCGAAGGCAGUGGGAUGAGAGAUGUCGACGAGUCGGAGCGGCCAAGGUCUGUGAAGAAGGAGAAGGAGAAGCAGAAUAAGAGCGUAGCUGGUUCUCCACAGCCCAAUGAGCCGCCGACUCAGGAGGAAGAACAGGGAAUUUCUGAUCGGAGAAUUCUCAGAUCUCAGUAUCUCGCUCUAAUUAACAAAAUCAGCGAUUCCAAAGAUGAUUUGACGAGGGCUGAUUCCGACAAAUUCUCCCGAAUUUUUAGUGAAUUUGAGAACCUGCACCAGAAAGUUCAAAAGCCUAGGGAGCAAAUUGCAGACGCGGAGGCGUUUCUCGAUAUAGCAAACACCAUAAUGUCGUCGGUGAAGUCUCAGUCUGCUAGUGGGGUUUCUCCGGCUGAGUUUGUUAAUGCUUUGGUCAAUGGGUUUGGUCAGGCUUCUUUAGGGAUCGACGCUGAUGAAACUGCGCCAGUAUCUCUCAAAUGGAAGGAUCUUGGGUUAGCUGUAUGCUCUACAGUUUUGGUAUCAUGUGGUUGUUCCACUAUGUUGGGACCUAUGGACACUGAACUGAAGGAAAGGAAAAGGACAGUUCACAGAAAACGUACAAAGCCUGGUGAAGGCGUUCGUCCAGAGGAGGUAGAUGAUACAGAGUCAGAAGAGAAAACAGAUACAGACAAGAACAUGGCGAUAAUGUUUAACAUCUUACGGCAAAAGAAGCGCGUGAGGCUUGAGAAUCUGGUGCUCAACAGGAGAUCAUUUGCACAGACCGUAGAGAAUUUGUUCGCUAUGUCUUUCUUGGCCAAAGACGGACGAGUAGAGAUCAUUGUCGAUAAGAGUGGUUCUCAUUUUUCAUUGCCGAGAAACGCACCCGCUGCAAACGUGGUGAUGUCGGGGGAAGUCGUUUAUAACCAUUUUGUGUUUAGAUUCGAUUUCAAAGAUUGGAAGCUGAUGUCUGAAAUGGUGCCAAUGGGCGAAGAGCUAAUGCCACACAGAGAAACUGCAAUCGCUUCAUCUUCUUGUCCCUCUGCAACAGCAGACUUCACACAAGAUUCACAGACAACGCCGAUAAGAAAACUAUCGAGAAACCGAGGUUUAGUUGUUCAAGAAGAAACCAUUGUAGAAGAUUCUCCUGACGUCGAGGGCGAUGUAACUCGAAGGAGAUGCAAGCGGAGACUUACUUGAGAAGAUGAGUCUCCUCAUUGUACGGAGUAUAUAGAGUGGAGUUUUAAAAAAAAACUCCUGCUACUGUUUGAUUUUGUGACAUUUAACUUAAUGUCUUAUUUAGGUUUGUUUUUGUUCAUUGUAGCCAGGUUUUAGCAUUUAAGUGGCUUUGUCUCAACUCUUAAGGCUUCUUCUUUAAUCUAAACAAGAGAGACAUUUAAUCUAAUUAAUGUUAGAAAUGAUAUGAAAACCAAAACAGUUUGUAAAUCAAA